AUGGCAAAAUCGAUAGAUGUCAAUGAAGAUUUAAUCAUUGACAGUGCAGAAGUCACAUGCGAUGUCGAAAUUAUUGAAGAUGGAUGUCUUAAACAAGUUCAUCAAGUUGUCGCUUAUCCGACAAAAGCAACACGUGAUUUAACAAAAUCAUUACCCAAUACAACGACUGAUUGGAAGCAAAUUGCUGAGAGAUGUCGCUGGGUAACCCCGGGUAUUGUUCGUUUUUUUGUUCGUCCAUCUACCCGACAGAUUGCUGAAGCACGUCCGUUAUUGGGUUCGCUUGAGAUAUCGCUACAAACUAUAUUGAAUGAAGGACACAAACGUCAAUUGGCGGAUGAAGCAAAGAAAAUGUAUCACAGUUUGCCCAUCACAGUUGAGAAUAUCAGGAUUUGUCCAUUCCGACAGUUUCUGGCCGAACUACAAAUAGCAAUUCAUGGAACGAAACGAAAAUUCUACGGUUCAUUGAUGGAUAUUAAUAAAAAACAUCCGCUGCAUAUUCACUUCGACGUCAGUGAUAAAGACGAUCUAAAAGAUAUCGUUCGACAGUUAGCAGAACCAGAUGAAAAUGAAUUUCUACUUCAAUACUACUACACAUUGACCGGUACGUCAACAGCACAUGCAAACGUUCGUAUUAAUGCUGAGCAAGUGGCCAAAUGUCAGUUAGUCAACGAUAUCUUUGGUGACAGUCAAAAGGAUAGUAUGAUUGUUAGUCGUUCCUAUUUAGAGCGUCUCUCUGCAACUAUAAUGGGUAAACUCAGUCUGACUGAAACGAUUGGCGUUGGCGCUACAGAAAUAAAUUGUGAUUUGAUCAAGCAGGCAGUUAUCAAUUCCAUCACGUCGGGUUUUGAGAAGUAUUCCAUUGAUGAAUUGCGUCAGCAACUUGCAAGUGGAACGAAGUGUAUUUCCGACGACCUGAAGGCAGAUAUUACCACCUCCUAUGAGCAAAGUCAUGAUAAUAAGAAGCAUCGUCGACAAGAGACGGCUCAUGAAUACGAAACAUCUGAUUUGAAUGAUGCCAAAACACAGAACACCGAAAACCGACAUGAAAUCGAGAAAAAGAACUUUUUAACUGAAGGAUCUGCUAAAGGAAAUGGAUGGGGUGUCCAAGUCGAUCUACAAGGAAAAAGACAAACGGAUGCUACGAGGGACCUAACUACAAGUAAAGACGUUCGUGAUGAUGCCAAAACUGAAGAACGUUUUUCGACGUCCAGUAAAGGAACUCUUGAUCGAGAGCAGGCCGAGAAACAAAGUAGCACGAUUAGUGGAACGAAAAUCAACGCUAAAACAAUUGACGCGGCCAUCAUAGAUCGAUGGCGAUUCGUGAAUGGAUUCACUAUAUCGUUAGAUCGAUGGGUUCAUCAGAUGUCGUCUACCUAUGUGACAGGGCGUUUGACCAAUCGUGACGUUUCUCUUCCCCUUGAUCUUGUUCAUGAAGGACUUCAAACUUCCAUCAUUGGACCGCGCGGUGACUUUUGUGGAAUUAUUAGAGCAGAUAAUAUUCUACCAGAGACAAUCACUGAAACAGAUUUACGUAACAGCUUUAAUAUCCUUCUUGCCGGAAAAACGGGCACAGGAAAAUCCACUUUAAUCAAUUUACUACACAACUAUUUUCUGAAUUCAAGUGUCAAUGAGAUGCAACGAAUUGUGGAUCCACAAAGUGAACGACACGACAGAUCGAUGAUGAGUGUUACUUCUACUUGUGUUCGAUAUGUUUAUCGCUCUGUCGAUGGAGAUGUUUACCAAAUAAUCGAUUCACCUGGUCUUGCUGACACAUCUGGCGACGAGGAAGAUGACAAGAACAUUCAAAUAAUUACAGCUGUGGCCGAAAAGGUCCAACACAUCCAUUGUAUUGUAUUUGUUUGUAAUGGUACUGGUGAUAAUCGUGCAAGUCUUGACAUUCGCACUACCUUUGUUUUAUUGAAGAAUAAUCUUCCGACUGCAGUUCUCGACAACAUCGUCGCUUUUUUCACGUUUACCGACGUUUUAGAGUCGAACAAGUGUGAUUUGAAUGAAUUUCUUCGUCUAGAUCAUCGUACAAGUUUAGUCGAUGUUGAAAGUAUGCCAAAAUUUUGUGCGGAUAGCUCAUUUUUCGGUCGAGUUCCCAGCAAUGCUUCUCCAAGUAACAGAAAAAUAUAUGAGAGAAAACAACAAGGCAACUAUGAAUUAGCUUGUGAACAAUUAGACAACUUACUUGUUCAAAUUCGAAAGAUGCGUCGCGUUUCCACCGAUGUCUUUUCAGCGGUUACUGAAAGUCGUCAUCGAAUCAUGGCUAACAUUGCAACUAUCAAAGUCCAAUUAGAUACAACUGCAGAACUUGUGACUCUUCUCGAAUCAGCCAAACGUCGUUCUUCACAGUUACAUUCGAAAAUAGAAGCCAGCAAAGAUUUUAAGAAAUGUGAACAGAUUCAAAGACCAGAACAAGUCACAGUACCAUACAAGAAUACAUUGUGUACCAUUCAUUGCUGCAAUUGUCAUAUCAAAUGUGAACUCGAAUACAUCGAAGGUGUGGGAAGUAUGCAAUUUCAAAACUGUACCGCUUUUAACAGAAAGACAACAUGCAGUCAUCCAGAUUGUGCAAAAUCUCGUGGUGGUAGUAAGUGUACCUAUGAACAUCAUUAUCACGAUUACAAAGAAUGGCGAAUCGUCGAGAAGACCAUCGAAAAAAUCUAUGAAAACAUGCGCGAUGAAUAUUACAAAUAUUUGAAUAGCAAACAACUAGUCGACGACAAGAUCGAUCUGGUUGAAGAAGAAAAAAAAAUUUUACAGUUUUCUUUCGACUGCGCUUUAGAAGAUUUACUUGAAGCAUGUCAAGAUAUGAAACAAAAAGUGAAAGGAUACAAUUUAGUGGCAUAUAUCGACAUUUUACUUGAAAGUUUGAACAAAAAAAUCAAAGAAAUCGAUGACGUUGAGAAACGAGGAGAACUGAACGGAAAGAUCAGUUUCUUCAAACAGUUACUCUCCAGCUUGGAAAAUCCUCGUACUACCCGUCGGUUGACUUAUCGACGGCCUUUUCAAGAUACACACGAGUGA
Molecule: messenger RNA, 3030 nt
Organism: Adineta ricciae
Lineage: Eukaryota; Metazoa; Rotifera; Eurotatoria; Adinetida; Adinetidae
Source: the annotation of a GenBank genome assembly